CCUGUCUUCAGUUUUAAGAAAAUAUUUCAACCUGCCUGCACAUCUCUGACAGACCCAGUGCUUGGCUUACAAACAGCGGGGAAGAUGGAGGUGCUGACGCUGCUAGGUGCCUCUCCAUCUCUGAGGACUCGCUGACCUUUUAGCCUCUGCUCUCAGGGCUCCUGUGACUACCAGUCUUUCCUGUCUCCACCUAAAGUAUCCUCUGCUGACACAACAUGGUAUUGGCCUGUUCAGCAUGCCCCAAAGUAAAUAGUCCCAGCCUGCAACUUGAGCAAGUGAGGGCAGGAAUGGAGAACGCUCCCAACAACAACCAGAAAGUUAAGAAACAUGUGCAUCUGCAGGAGAGAAGGGGCUCCAAUGUGUCUCUGGUGCUGGACAUGAGUUCCCUCGGCAACACCGAACCUAUUUUAUCAGUCUCCACUCCCAGAGAUGUCACAGUGCAGCUCCUGAAUACAGCCAGUCAUGUUCUUAGUCAGAAGAUCCUCCAGCAGAGGACCUGGAGUCUGGAGGAGCUUCAGGAAGAGUUUGCGAAAAUCCCCUCAAAUUUUAUCAGUCCAGAAGAGCUGAAUAUCCCUGGCAGAGCAGCAAAGGACAGAUAUAAAUCCAUCCUACCAAAUCCCCUGAGUCGUGUCUGCCUCAGAUUUGCUGACUGCCAAGAGGAUGGGUGCUACAUCAAUGCAAACUACAUUCGGGGAUAUGCUGGGCAGGAAAAGGCUUACAUUGCUACACAGGGGCCCAUGCUGAAUACAGUCAAUGACUUCUGGAUGAUGGUGUGGCAGGAAGAGGUUCCUCUCAUUGUUAUGCUCACCAAACUGAAGGAAGAGAAGGAGAAAUGUAUCUGCUACUGGCCUGAAUCAGAGGCAACCUAUGGACCUUUCACCAUCCAAGUUCAAAAUAUUUGCAAGUGUGAAGAGUACACAACCCGUAGCUUUACCCUGCAGUUCAAAGAUGAAUGUCGCACCGUGAAACAUAUUGUCUUCUCAUCCUGGCCAGACCAAAAAAUACCAGAAUCGGCCAAAACACUUUUGCACUUAGUUUCAGAGGUGGAGAAAAUCCUGCAGGCUGCAGAGAACAAGGGACCUGUUGUUGUGCAUUGUAGUGCAGGAAUUGGUCGAACUGGCUGCUUUAUCGCUACGCAGAUUGGAUGCCAGCAACUAAAAGACAAAGGAGAGGUAGACAUUUUGGGGAUAGUUUGCCAGCUACGUAUAGACAGAGGUGGAAUGAUACAAACCAGUGAACAAUACCAGUUCCUGCACCAUACACUAGCCAUGUAUGCUUCACAGCUUCCCAAGAGCACAAAUUCUUGAUGCCAUCUUGUGUUAACAAGAGGAAAGGCCUGCUACUGGACACUUGACUUGAAGGAACAUUUUUUUAAUGACAACAUAGAAAGAAGUAUUUAUAUUUUAACCAUUUGGCAUGUAGACUAAGCAGAAGAAGAACCACCUUCUUGAAUACCGCAUAUAACUGGAAUGUAUUCUUCCUGGAAAGAGGUGUUCAAUUUUUUAAAAAAACUUUCCGAAUGUGUAUAAAACCAAAUCUUCUUUUCACAUUAUCUGAAAAUAGUUUGUUCUGUUUAUGAGCCAGAUCCAUGGCUAAUAAAUGAAUUCACUAUCCAAAAAGCUAUUAAAACGUUGAGCUAGAGGACUGACCUUGCUUAUCAGGGAAAAUGCAAAAUACUUUUUCUGUAGCCAAAGACUUGAUGGCUAAGGUAACUAAAGGUGGCUAAGUUAAAAUUGUUAAUGACAGAGGAGAAGCAAAAGUAAAAGAAGAGAAGACUCACCGGAAAAGACAAGAUUCACUAGAAAAGGCAGUACAGUAGUGUUGGGAAAAGUGGAAUAUAGUAUGAAAAAAGGACGCUCUAACGUGAAAUGAAUUGCACAUUAAAGGAAGCCUUUAGUUGGCAAGACCUGA
Molecule: messenger RNA, 1911 nt
Organism: Pogona vitticeps (central bearded dragon)
Lineage: Eukaryota; Metazoa; Chordata; Lepidosauria; Squamata; Agamidae
Gene: PTPN7
Product: protein tyrosine phosphatase non-receptor type 7
Biological process (GO): protein dephosphorylation; signal transduction
Cellular component (GO): cell junction; plasma membrane; cytosol
Molecular function (GO): protein kinase binding; protein tyrosine phosphatase activity
Source: RefSeq, a predicted model, not a curated record